CUUCCAGAGUUGGAGAAGAAAAUUGAGCACUUCAAGGAGAAAAAUCUCACUCUAGAGGAGAACCUGAGGAGCUUCCAAGACCUCCUGAUGUUCCAGCUGCCUGAUAAAAUCAAGGUGACCCUGGAUCCAUCCACGACUCACCCCCAGCUCGUUGUGUCAGCGGACGGGAGGAGCGUGAGGUGGGAAGAUGCCCAGCAGGACCCAUCUGCUGAAGGGUUUGGCAUUGAUCCCUGUGUGCUGGGCUGUGAGGGCGUCACCUCAGGGAGAUGCUGCUGGGAGGUGGAGGUGACACCUGAAGGUUCCUGGGCUGUAGGGGUGGCCAGGGAGUCCCUGAAGAGAAGGGAAGAGACAUCUGUGAGCCCUGAGAUGAAGCUCUGGUCUAUGGGUCUCUGUGAAGGUCAGUUUUGGGCUCUCACCUCCCUUGAGCGUAUCCCACUCUACCAGAUCCAGGUCCCCAGAAGGGUCCGGAUCUCCUUGGACUAUGAAAAGGGUCAGGUGGCAUUUUUUGAUGCUGAUAAGAAGGCCCUGAUAUUCACUUUCCCAGCAGCUUCAUUUGAAGGGGAGAGUAUUCAUCCCUGGUUCCUGGUGUGGAGCAAGGGGUCUCAGAUCACAUUGUGUCCCUGA
This is a messenger RNA of Antrostomus carolinensis (chuck-will's-widow), 624 nucleotides long. Its product is annotated as tripartite motif-containing protein 15. NCBI's taxonomy places the organism in Eukaryota, Metazoa, Chordata, Aves, Caprimulgiformes, Caprimulgidae. The record is from RefSeq and is a predicted model, not a curated record. Gene Ontology annotation, molecular function: protein binding. The transcript has 3 exons. The annotation marks the transcript as partial.